Sebastes umbrosus (honeycomb rockfish) is the source of this 4154-nucleotide messenger RNA. RefSeq names its product docking protein 2-like. Gene Ontology annotation, cellular component: cytoplasm. The record is from RefSeq and is a predicted model, not a curated record. Gene Ontology annotation, biological process: positive regulation of MAPK cascade; cell surface receptor protein tyrosine kinase signaling pathway. Lineage: Eukaryota; Metazoa; Chordata; Actinopteri; Perciformes; Sebastidae.
GACGAGGAGGACAGAGACGAGGACAGAGACAAGGAGGACAGACACAGAGACGAGGAGGACAAAGAGAGGGAGGUGAACCACAGCAGGAGGAGGUGAAACUCUCGAAGGCCAGUAAACGAAGAAAAAAGGAGAAAAGUAAGGAGACAAAACAAAAGGAGGUGAAAGACAAAAGAGAAGAAGUGCAACGACAAGAAGAGUGAAAAACAACGCAGAGGAAAAAGAAAGGAGGUGAAGAGAAGCGAAGCCAAAAGAGGAGUUCUGAAGAAGAAGAAGAAAGUUCACAAGAAGGAGAAGAAGAAGAAGAAGAAGAAGAAGAAGAAGAAGUAGAAGAGGAGGAGGAGGCGAGAGGAGACAAAGUGAGAAGAGGAAGCAAAAAGUCAGAGGAGAGGAGGUGAAGACAGAGAAGGAGGAGGAGAGGAGGAGGAGGAGGAGGAGGAGGAGAGGAAAGUGGAGCACAAAGAGGAGGAGAGGAGGAACAGCAGUGUGGUGAUGGAGGAGGACAUCAGGAAACAGGGGAUGAUCUACCUGCAGCAGCAGAGGUUUGGAAAGAAGUGGAAGCGUGUGUGGUGCGUCCUCUUCAGAGAGAGUUCCUGUUCGAUUUCCAGACUCGAGUUCUUCGAGUGUAAAGACGGAGCUGAGAAGAACCUCCGGAAACAGCAGGAGCACAAGAAGGUGAUCCGUCUGGCCGACUGUAUCCGGGUGACGGAGGUGGAGAUGGACGGAUGUCCCCGAGACACGGGACCGUUCCUGAUCGAGACCACCGACAAGAUCUACGUGUUCGCCGCCGACCGCCUGCAGCUGGACGACUGGACGCACAAACUGUGUGAGAUCGCCUUUCCUAUGAACUGGACUGAGCCGCGGGUGAAGAGAGGCAGCCUGCAGAGAGGACACACAGUGGACGAAGACGAAGAAUGGAGGACAACUCACUGUACAGUGGCAGAGAAACAGAUUGGUGGAUUGGCCCAUCCUUCACACCAGGCGGCUACAACACUGGCUGCUCCUAGUCUACAAAUCAAUUCUGGGAAUGACCCCUCGCUACCUCUCAAUCCUCUGCACAUUUCCGACAGCAAUCGCCGUUUAAGAUCCAGUGACUUCAUUAGGCUCAUCAUUCAAAGGUUCCUAUCAGACCGGUAUCAGACCGGUAUCAGACCCCCCCAGUAUCAGACCGUAUCAGACCGGUAUCAGACCCCCCUGAGGUGUGUUCGGAGGACGGAGGCGUCCGAUCGCUGCCGGCUGAAAGGAGACGGGUUCCUGCGGGCCGACGUCAACGCGCUCCACCUGCUGGACAAGACCGGAGACACCGUGUCCACCUGGCCGUACCGCUACCUGAGACGCUUCGGACGGGACAAGUCCACCUUCUCCUUCGAGGCCGGCCGGCGCUGCGACUCCGGCGAGGGCAACUUCGAGUUGACACCAAACAGGGGGAACUUCCUGUUUCAGGCCGUGGAAGCUGCCAUCAACCUGCAGCGGAUCUCCGUCCCCCAGAGGCAGCCCUCCGGGGGGGGACCGGUGAGUCCAGAGACCCCCCCCAGGACGGUGGAGGCUCGUCAGGCUGAUGAGUACCGCCUGGGCUCGUCUCGUCUGGAGCCUCCAGUCGAUAAAGUCCUGACGGGUGUGAAGAGUUUGACUCUGGACACUCGCGGCGUCCCCGUCCCCCGUAAGAACCAGGUCAAGAUGAUCUCCAGCUGCCCUCUGCCUCACGCCGAGCCCGGCCCAACCCGGCCCAGGGCGCCGGCGCCGCCCACAGCCCCGACCCUCACCUCAGCCCCAAGAUGAAGCUCCGGCCUGAACCCGCACCAGAUGUACUCCCAGAUCACGCUGCCGGCCGCCGCGGAGCGCGGCGCCAAGCGGGAGAAGAGAGGUGCCAGGCCCGCCCGCCGUCCGCCAGGAUCCCGAGUACCCCUCCCCUUCGACACCAUCGCCAACAACUUCAUGACCGACAUCCUGAACUCCCAUCAGGCUCACCGAGCCGAGUCCACCGCCGACCCGCUCUACGACAGCAUUGACGAGAUGAAGAUCAGAAACAUCUUCCCGAGCGACGCCGGCGUCAGGCCCGCGUACGGGAAGGUGGAACACAUCUACGACGAUCCUGAAGGCUACGCCGCCGCCGCCGCCGCCGCCGCCGCGCAGAAACCCCCCACCUCCCUGUACGACGAUCCCGAGGAUAUGAGAGGAGACGCCUGGAGGAUUAUGGGUACAGCCGCUGACCCUAAAGGUCACGAGUACCCCGUACAACCCGGUGUGGACGACUAUGCCGUGCCCAAACGAGCCAAGAGGGCACUUCCUGCUUACACAAAGCACCAACGAAGACGAAGAAGACGAGGAGGAGGAGGAGGAGCCACAGGAGGAAGAUCAGGGAGGAGCAGCAGGAUUCACCGUACAACAACGUGAAGGUGAAGAUGGUGUAGAAGAGACAGGAAGCAGCUGAAACUCCUGAAUCUGAUCCACCAUCUUUAGUCUGGACCCUAGACUGGAUUUAAAGAUGGCCGCUGCGUCUCCGCUUCCUCCCGCUGUACAGAAGUGAAGCCUAAAUAUCGGGAUACGGGGAGCUGCCAUCUUGAGAUCAUUUGGAACCAGAGUCUGCUCAGUAGUGAUCAUCGGGGGGGGUGGAGCCGCGGUAUCGAGGUCACCUGCUUCACUGAUGUGGGCCAUCUCUUUAUAGUCUAUAGUUUAUUAUUUAUAUAGUGUGGCGGCGUCGUAACUCGCCAACUCUCCUGUUUUUUCAUCACCCUCUCCCGGUUUCCUCCAGCGUCACACUUCUUCUGAUUUAUGGCACUUUUUUUCUUUCCGUAUCUCGUCCUGUUUCUGGAACUGAACGGUGUGUUUAAUCUCGACUGUUUCCACGCCGGACGACUAUAGAGCGACACCAACUGUCGUUUCCAGGGGGAAGGAGCAGUCUAUGCUCGCGACACCUACCGAAAAAACGUUCAGAGAAAUGUCGGAAAGAUGUCUGAAAAAUGUCAGAAAAAAGUCGGAGAAAUGCCGAAAAUGUAAAAAAAAAUGGCUGAAAAAAAAUUACGAGAAAUGUCCAACAAAUGCCGACAAUGGGCCGACAAAUGGCAGAAAAAAGUAAAGAAAUGUCCGAUAAAUGUCCACAAAUUUCCCAAAAUGUUCUAAAAAGAUAUUCCAAAAAAUUCCGUUCAGCGACAUCACGGGGAGCAGCGCCUGAAGUUGAGCUUUGCUCGAUGCAACGAAAAGCCACCGUGCCGCCGGCGCCUAGCCGACAGAAAUAACGUGUUUCAGAGGUCAGGAGGUGGCGUCGUCACGUUGUGUCUGAAAGGAGCUUCAGUGGUUGGCAAGUAUGGACGGUGUCCUCGUCCACGUCUCUGGAGGACGAUAACAUUACGUCAUUAGGACGUAAAUCCAACAGUUUCUGCUUCGCUUGUUUCUCCUGCUAACCAACUAACUAACUAACUACUGCUCCUAUUAUUAAACUAACGAACUAACUAACUAACUAACUAACUACUGCUCUUUGAAAACUAGUAUUCUCAAUAUCAUUUAAACAUUUAGUCUAUCAAAUGUUAUAAAAUGUCAGAAAAUCCCAGCUUCUCAGAGUCUGAGAUGACGUUGAGUUUGUCUCUGGAGGAGCUGACAGCAGAACUGGACCAGUGAGUCUUUUCUACUGGUCCUCUGACUGGUACCAGGUCUACUGUGGUACCAGGUCUACUGUGGUACCAGGUCUAGUGUGGUACCAGGUCUAGUGUGGUACCAGGUCUACUGUUGUACCAGGUCUAGUGUGGUACCAGGUCUAGUGUGGUACCAGGUCUACUGUAGUACCGGCUCUCAUACGGACUGGGACCAACAACCUUUUUUAUUAGAGAAAAUCUGAUCUGUGAAGAAAUAGUUUGUAUUUCCUGAAUGUGCAGCGAGCAGCUUCCUCCAGCAGAGAGCAGCACAGCUUUAUUAUUAAUGUAGGAGAGAACAACGAUAUCAUCAUCAUCACCACCAUCAUCAUCAUCAUCAUCAUCAUCAUCGUCAUCAUCAUCACCAUCAUCAUCACCAUCAGACUGAAGUUGGCUCAAACUAAAUAUUCUAGAUAUAAAUAUAAAUAUAAAUAUAAAUAUUGGUAAAUCAAACAUAACGUGCGUUUGUGUGCAGAUGUUUUCUGUGUUGAGCCUUUUAAUCUGAAAUAAAUCCUCAUUUAUGAUUUAUUA